This is a messenger RNA of Athene cunicularia (burrowing owl), 1467 nucleotides long. It is a transcript of the gene APIP, whose product is annotated as APAF1 interacting protein. The record is from RefSeq and is a predicted model, not a curated record. Lineage: Eukaryota; Metazoa; Chordata; Aves; Strigiformes; Strigidae. Gene Ontology annotation, molecular function: metal ion binding; methylthioribulose 1-phosphate dehydratase activity. Gene Ontology annotation, cellular component: cytoplasm. Bases 181 to 693 code for a protein of 170 amino acids. The transcript is spliced from 7 exons.
AUUUCUUUAAUUUAUUUCUAGGAGAAGUUACAUCCAAGAAAUCUUAUCCCAGAGCUUUGUAGACUGUUUUAUGGUUUGGGCUGGGUAACAGGAACUGGUGGAGGAAUCAGCUUGAAACAUGGGAAUGAAAUCUACAUCGCUCCUUCAGGAGUCCAAAAGGAAAGAAUACAGCCAGAAGAUAUGUUUGUCUGUGACAUGAAUGAACAGGACAUCAGUGGUCCUCCACCACACAAGAAACUAAAGAAAAGCCAGUGCACACCUCUUUUUAUGAAUGCCUACACCAUGAGAGGGGCAGGUGCAGUGAUCCAUACUCAUUCCAAGGCUGCUGUUAUGGCUACCCUUCUUUACCCAGGGAGUGAGUUCAGUAUUACUCACCAGGAGAUGAUAAAAGGAAUCCAGAAGUGUACUUCAGGAGGCUAUUACCGGUAUGAUGAUAUACUAGUGGUUCCCAUUAUUGAGAAUACACCAGAAGAGAAGGAUCUCAAGGAAAGAAUGGCACGGGCACUGGAAAAAUACCCAGACUCUUGUGCUGUAUUGGUCAGACGUCACGGAGUUUACGUAUGGGGAGAAACAUGGGAAAAAGCCAAAACGAUGUGUGAAUGUUACGAUUACUUGUUUGAUAUCGCAGUGCAGAUGAAGCAGCAUGGGCUAGAUCCUUCAAAACAUCCAGCAGGAGAAAAUGGGAUCUUGUAAAUGACAGCAACAUUUAUAUUCAGGUUUCUUACAUGAUGAUGGAAAUUCCAGAUUCUACCUCACACUGUUAAAACCAGAAGGGGGUGCAGUUAUACUUGGCUGACUGACAGAUGUUAGCAGUCAGUUUUGACUGUUAAACACAUCCAAGAAGAAAAAGAAGUUAAAACAAACAAAAAAAAAGCUGAACAAUCAUUGCUAUUUAUGAAUCCUGUCAAAUGUACAGUAGGAGGAAUGAAGAUUCAGAUGAAAAAAAACAACUUUGAAAAAAGCUAUGGAGAACUAAUGCAACAUUUUGUUUGCGUGCUUUAAAAAUUCAUAUUUCGAUAACCUGCAUUUGUUGAUACUGCUCUACUGCUACAUCAUUUAACUUGUUCUAGGUCUCCAUUUCUGAAAGUUACAGUACCCUUUAUUCUUAGGGAAAAAAGUGAAAACAACCCCUAAUUAGAAGCUAAGUAUAAAGUUUAAAGCAUUGUUUAAACUGUUGAUUCAUUCAUGCGGUGUUAUUAGGGGUUUUUUUAAAUUAAGCCUGUAGCAUAGGUAUUUUUAAAAUUCUCUUAAUUGUCAUUAUAAUGAGUAGGAAACAUAAUUUUAUAGUGUGAAUUUAGAGGUUGUUACUGAGAGACUACUCUGGGUCUUGUCUGAUUUUUACUUCUUUUAAUUCAUUUCACUUUCAAUAAGAUUAUGUUUAUUACAACUUUAAAACAGCUUUUUAUGACCUAUAAUUAGCCAGCCUAAGAUAGAUGUAAUCAUACUGCUCAUUAAAAUAUAGUCUCA